AUGUCAGUACGUCGGCGCGAUUUAAGUCCUCCCCCGGGGCGCGGUCCUGGAAGUGGAGGCGGCGGUGGUCCUCUCGGUGGCAGCAGCAAACUUCGUAUGGAUCGAAAUCCCAGCCGGGCGAAGAUUACUGAUCCAAGCCAUCCGGCAGGCAAGCGGAAAGAGAUCGAUAACGUCAUGAAGAAGGCCCGUGCCUUCCCGAAUGAAACGUGGGAUAAGAAGCUAUUGGAAGUGGAAGAAAAGGAUCCCAACCGUUGGCGCCAUACAGGCUACAAAAAACUGUACAUCGAAGAUGAUCCCAGCAGCUCAGAUUCAGACCGUGGUCCAGGUGGUGGUGGUGCUGGAGGUGGUCGUUAUGGUAACGGUAGACGCAGUAGAUCACCGCGAUCACCGCGUCCGGCUCAUCGACGCUCACCAUCGCCGAUGCAAGCAAUGCGCAAACGCCAUAUAUCGCCCCUAUCACCCGUCCCGAUGCGUCGUCGGUCUCCAUCGCCGUCACCGAUCAAUCGUAAACCACCACCACCUGAACUGAAACGACGACCCCGAUCGCCCUCACCAAGAAUGCGCCGCAAGUCACCAAUGGGGAUGAUGCGCCGCCCCAUGUCACCAGGCGAAAUGCGACGGCGUCCAUCACCACCCGGUAUGGGGCCGGAUUCACCACGCAGAGCACCUCGCCGUAUGUCACCUCAUCUGGGUCCUCCGCCGUCUAAGGGUGGACGGCUGCCUCCACCGGUACCACGUUCGAAGCGACCUCCUUCACCGCCGCCAAGGAUGAGUCGGUCGGCAUCCAUGAGUAGCUGUUCCGAUGAUUCCUGUUCCGGUUGUUCGGUUGACGAUCACCGUCGUCGCCAUCGUCGUUCAAGGGCUCGAUCACCACCGCAUAACAACGGUCCAAAAGUAUUCCGUCGGGAGGGCCUCCCGGGGAAUCAUGAUAGCCGUCUGCGGCCAAUGAGUCCACCGCCAGUGGAUCCACGCCGCAAGCAUCUGCCACCACCCGAACCGCCACUGAAAGGCCAUCGCGGUUUAGAGAAGACUUCACGUGAUCAUCGUCCAUCACGAUCAGGCCCACAACCGCCUUCCGAGCAACGAACAAGGCGUCCACAAACACCGGAUUCCGAUCGCGCUUUGUCACCUCCGAAGCGUACAAAACAUGCAAGCAAACCCUCUAGUACUGUCCCAGCUCCGGAAGAAACACGACCAUCCAAGGUCCGUGCAUCGAAAACACAGGUAGCUCCGUCAUCAGAUGCGGCUGGCUCGAAUGGGCACGAUACUGCAUCUCGGCCGUCAUCUUCUGCCCAGACGGCUCUGACAGCAGCAGCAAGCUCCUCGAGCACGACCCACAAAAAACAUCAUAAAGACAAGAGUGCGGAUAAACUGCGCGCGCGUGUGAAAAUUGAAGGCGAGCCGAAACGUCGUUCUCGACCACGCUCUCCGUCAAGCGGUUCGGAGGAAUCAAGCAGUAGCGAAAGUUCCUUGCCUCGUUUUACGGCCACCACUCGCAUGACACUUUCGGAGCGCUUUGGUAAAAUGGCCCAGUGGAGCGUUGAUCGAUCGAAUAUGGAAAAUAUGCGCAUCACAAAGAACUCGUCCGGCGGGGAUCUUAAAGUGAUGAUCGAAGAGGAACUUGAAGCACCACCGACACGUUACACCUAUUCGCCAGCCCCGGCCGGACACUUCCCAGAAGAGUUGAUGACUACUGGACCGAGCGGCCUGUCAUCGUGGGAUGACGUACGGGUACGAUACGAGUACUACAAGGGACGCGGGUAUUUGCGGGAUCUCGAUUUGCAAGAUUACAUCAAGUGGGAGGAGUGGUGGUACAAGUACCAAGAAUGGCUCAAACAAGAACGAUAUUACGAGCUGUGGGAACGUUCGCAAAUGAACCGCCGUCGAAAGAAAAUUCCCAUUGCACAGCGGCUAAACUAA
This is a messenger RNA of Anopheles marshallii, 1920 nucleotides long. Its product is annotated as serine/arginine repetitive matrix protein 1. Lineage: Eukaryota; Metazoa; Arthropoda; Insecta; Diptera; Culicidae. The coding region runs from base 1 to 1920 and encodes 639 amino acids. The transcript is spliced from 6 exons. The record is from RefSeq and is a predicted model, not a curated record.